Molecule: messenger RNA, 1218 nt
Organism: Akanthomyces muscarius
Lineage: Eukaryota; Fungi; Ascomycota; Sordariomycetes; Hypocreales; Cordycipitaceae
Exons: 3
Coding region: 1-1218 (405 amino acids)
Cellular component (GO): cytosol
Molecular function (GO): tRNA-guanosine(34) queuine transglycosylase activity
Source: RefSeq, a predicted model, not a curated record
AUGGCAUCUAGCAUAUAUACCUCGCCAGCGCUCAAAUUUGAGCUGCUUGGGCGUUGCUCUACAACGAGAGCCAGGGCAUCAAUUCUUACUUUACCUCAUGGGCCGGUCAAGCUUCCUAUAUUUAUGCCUGUUGCCACUCAGGCGUCACUUAAGGGCAUCACUCCAGAGCAGCUAGAGGAAACAAGCUGCCGGCUCUGCCUCAAUAAUACAUAUCAUCUCGGGCUAAAGCCAGGCCAGGAAGUCCUGGAUGCUGUUGGUGGCGCACACAAGUUCCAGGGAUGGAAUCAUAAUAUUCUUACAGACAGUGGCGGAUUCCAGAUGGUCAGUCUGCUUAAGCUGGCUACCAUUACAGAGGAAGGCGUUCGCUUUCUGAGUCCGCACGAUGGCUCACCCAUGCUACUUACACCAGAGCACUCCAUGUCGCUACAAAACUCGAUUGGCAGCGACAUCAUGAUGCAGCUGGACGACGUCAUUGUCACGACAUCACCAGACAAGGAACGUAUGCGAGAGGCCAUGCUGAGAAGUGUGCGCUGGCUCGACAGAUGCAUUGCCGCGCACAAGAAGCCCGAGACGCAGAACCUCUUUUGCAUUAUCCAGGGCGGCCUGGACCUCGAGUUGCGCAAACAGUGCUGCGAGGAAAUGGUCGCCAGAGAUACGCCGGGCAUCGCCAUUGGCGGUCUCAGCGGAGGCGAGGCCAAGGCCGACUUUUGCCGCGUGGUGGAAACCUGCACGGCCAAGCUGCCGGAGCUGAAGCCGCGCUACGUCAUGGGCAUUGGCUAUCCUGAGGAUUUAGUGGUCAGCGUCGCCCUGGGUGCCGACAUGUUUGACUGCGUGUGGCCGACGCGGACGGCGCGGUUUGGCAACGCCAUUACGAAGCAGGGCGUGCUCAACAUUCGCAACGCCAAAUUUGGCCAGGACUUUGGGCCAAUCGAGGAGGGCUGCGGGUGCGAAUGCUGUCGCGAGGGCGGCCUGGGCAUCACGAGGGCGUACAUUUACCACAACACGUCCAAGGAGACGGUGGCGGCGCAUCUGCUCACCAUCCACAACGUCUGGUAUCAGCUGAACCUGAUGCGCGAGGUGCGUGAUGCGAUUAUUGAGGACAGGUUCCCUGCAUAUAUCCGGGAGUUCUUUGGUGGACUUUAUCCAAGCAAGAGCGAGUAUCCGGAGUGGGCGGUGGAGAGCUUAAAGAUUGUAAAUGUAGACUUGCUGGCAGAUUAA